Molecule: messenger RNA, 2174 nt
Organism: Cucurbita pepo subsp. pepo (vegetable marrow)
Lineage: Eukaryota; Viridiplantae; Streptophyta; Magnoliopsida; Cucurbitales; Cucurbitaceae
Product: Protein kinase superfamily protein
Source: RefSeq, a predicted model, not a curated record
UUCCCCGGGAACUGAAAAAAUAAAAUAAUAAUAAUAAAAGAUUCCCGCGAUUAUCGUCCUCCACUGCCGGCGGUGGAGGAAGCACAAUCCACAGCUCGAAUUUGAAUUGCACGCCAAAAUCCCGCCGAUACAGAUUCCCUCUGUGUCUCGGCGGCGGCGGCGGCGGCGGUAGCAAGUACGAAGAACUAGUGAUCUCCAAAUGAGGAGGAUUACGGAGAUUUUCAGGUUUCGCUCUGUGGCAACUCUGUGUGUUCUAACAACGGGAACUGGACUUGCGUUCCAGACCUCGAACUCUAAUUCCAAAUUUGUCUCAUCAUCUUCCGAUUCUCGUUCCACUUCUCUCGAUUUUGGGGAGAAGAUUAGGGCCGCUGUUAACGGCUUCCGUCGUUCCUCUCGCGCGAUUUCCACAAUUUCUCUGGUAGUUCUUGACUAUAAGUACUCUUUGCAAGGGGUGGUAGCGAACUCUGAGGAAUACCGUCUUAAAUUAUCUGAGGUUCAUCGUCGCUCUGCAAAUAGAAUCUUAAAGCUAUGCCAAGUUAAUAAGGGGUUUUAUGUUAAAGCUGGUCAGUUUGUAGCUUCAUUGCGGCAGACACCAAAUGAAUACUCGUCCAUUCUCUCUUCACUGCAAGAUCAGGCUGUUCCUUGUCCAUUCAAAGAUAUAAAAGAUAUUCUAAUCUGCAACCUCGGUUCAGAUAUAUCAGCAAUAUUUGUUUCACUCGAUGAACAACCUAUAGCUGCUGCGUCAAUUGCUCAGGUGCACCGUGGUAUACUGAAAAAUAAUCAAGAAGUAGCUAUCAAGGUGCAGUACCCAGGAUUGAUGCAACACGUGAAAAUAGACAUAACAGUCAUGUCUUUCCUAUCGAGAACCAUCUCAUGGCUAUUCCCAGACUAUAGGUUUCAGUGGCUGGCAUCAGAAUUUGAAAAGACAAUUUUUUUGGAGUUGGAUUUCAUCCACGAAGCUAGAAAUGCUGAGAGGACUGCUGAAAACUUCAAGAACAAAAAUUUGAUCAAGAUUCCUCAAGUAUAUUGGGAAUUUACCACGAGGCAAGUUCUGACAAUGGAGUUCUGUGAAGGACACAAGGUUGAUGAUAUUGAAUUCAUGAAGCAAUCGGGCAUAGAACCAGCAAAGGUUGCCAAAGCACUUGUCGAAAUAUUUGCUGAGAUGAUUUUUGUCCAUGGUUUCCUGCAUGGUGAUCCACACCCUGUUCUUCUAGAUCAUGGAAUCUACAAACAGUUGGAUGAAGAAUUUAGACUGAACUAUUGUCAGCUCUGGCAGGCCAUGAUUACACUAGAUACCAAUAAAAUACUUCAAUUAGGAGAACGGUUUGAUGUCCCGAAGUACUGUAGAUACUUCCCUCUCAUUUUCACUGGGAGAUCAUUUGAUAGUACAUCUGCUCUUGGGAUGGGAAUGUCCAAUGAAGAAAAAAGAAAUCUUAAGCAGGAACUGAAGUUGUUAAAGAUGGAGGACAUUUCUUCAUUCAUGGAAUCUUUGCCUCCGGACUUUCUCACUGUACUGCGCACAGAUGGUUUAUUGAGGUCCAUCACGAGAAAGUUGGGUGUUUCACAACGAGUUAGAAUAUUAACCUAUGCCAAAUUUGCAUUACGUGGUUCUUCUCCCAAAUUGAAUCCUGAAACAGAUAAUAUUGUGAAAGUUGCUUACUUCAGACUGAAGACAAACUUAAGCUACCUUUAUUUUAGGCUCAUUCUUGCUGGAAUUGAGGCGCUAUCAAAUUUUCAAAAGUUCAUGCAUUAUGUGUAUUCAUUGUGUGGCAAGUUCAUUUAUGCCACGAAAACUUUGCCGAUGCUUUCAUUCCUGUAGAGUAUUCAAGGUACAUGUUCUUGGCUUCUGGAAGAGUAUAUACGACUCGUUCCUCGACUUAAAGCUUCUAAUGGGAAAUCAUCAGUUUCUGAAAGAAUGAUUUCCCAAGGUAUACAUUUUUGUUUGUCUUACCAAAAACAAAACAAAUCAAAACAAGAUAAAGCAUUCAGAUAGAAAUAGGAUAGGACUAAAUGUAACCUUCUCAAAUACUUUAGAGGCCUUUAUUUUUUUUUUUUUUUUUUUUGUAUGAUUGAGUGACCUUUUUGAAGAUUCAAAGUUCUAAUGUAAAGGUUCAGAAAUUUAUUGGUUGUAUACAGAAGUAAAGAUGGUUAUUGGUUAAGGCUCAUGUUCUUUA